Amyelois transitella is the source of this 531-nucleotide messenger RNA. RefSeq lists its product as uncharacterized. NCBI's taxonomy places the organism in Eukaryota, Metazoa, Arthropoda, Insecta, Lepidoptera, Pyralidae. Bases 1 to 531 code for a protein of 176 amino acids. The transcript is spliced from 5 exons. The record is from RefSeq and is a predicted model, not a curated record.
AUGCUUGUAUCUCUUCUACGCGUCAUCGUUGUGGUUUUGGUCAUCGUUGACGCGCCGACGGAAGCUAGAACAGAAACAAAGAAAUUUGUGUACAACAUUAACGGGCUUGGAGCUUACAGUUUUGACCUCAGUUCCAUAGCGACGACUCAAGAUUUAAUGACAGAAGAAUUAUUUGAAAAUAUGAAAUAUCCAGAGCUCAUGUUGUGUAUUGCAAUCAUUGCAUCAAUGUAUAAAAAAUCGGCGGUGGCGUAUAAGUUGGACGUAGAUAAUUUAUAUAAAGGGGAAUACAGUUACAGCUAUGAAAGUGACGAUGGUACCAUAAUGGAGGAUCGUCAAGGGAAACUCGACGAGAACGGUGAUCAAAUAGUCGAAGGAUCUUACAGUUUCCGUAUUGGUGAUAUCCAAUACAAAGUGACGUACUAUGCUGAUAAAAAUGGGUACCAUCCCACUUAUACCAUUUCUAAAAUCCCAGUACUAGAAAGAACAUAUUUCAGUUUGCCUUCACGAGCAGUUGCAUCUGUAUUGGGAUAA